Clonostachys rhizophaga is the source of this 1032-nucleotide messenger RNA. The record is from the annotation of a GenBank genome assembly. Lineage: Eukaryota; Fungi; Ascomycota; Sordariomycetes; Hypocreales; Bionectriaceae.
AUGUCUACCUCUCAGUCUGGUCAAAAGCCUUUGAUAGUUUGUCUUGGUUCUACAAAGUACCUCGACAAUGCCUAUCUAGACAAGUUCCAGGAGCACUUCAACUACAAAGUACUUGACGCGCAAGACCGUGCCGAGACCAUUGAGAAGCUGCCAGCCCUGAUCAAAGAACAUGGGCCUGUUGAGGGAUUCAUCAUCCGCAUGGGUACACCGCCAUAUGAACCCUUUGACGCCGAACUCCUCCAAUCCUUGGCUCCCGGAUGUCGCAUCAUCACGUCUGCUUCUGCAGGCUACAACGAGUUUGAUGUCAAGUGGAUGGCAGAGAACGGUAUCCAGUUCUGCAACUCUGUUGAUGCGGUAGCAGAAGCGACGGCCGACAUGGCCAUUUUCCUGCUCUUGUCAGUCCUCAAGAAUGCGACCAACGCAGAGAGAAGCGCAAGGGCAGGGCAAUGGAAGAAGAACCUGGUACCGACCAGGGACCCAACAAAUUUGACUGUGGGCAUUGUGGGUAUGGGAUCCAUUGGAAAGUAUUUUGCAAAGAAGGCGGCUGUUUUCAAUCUCAAAAUAAAGUACUACAACCGCAACCGAUUGUCUGUAAACGACGAGACGCUGUACAAUGCGACGUACUGUUCGUCGUUGCACGAGUUGCUUGGUUGCUCCGAUAUCGUAUCUCUGCACUGUCCUCUUAAUGCUGAGACCACCAAUCUCAUUAGUGAGCCAGAGUUCGCUGCCAUGAAGGAUGGUGCGUUCCUCAUCAACACAGCGCGUGGGGCAGUCAUCAAGGAGUCCGCGCUGAAGGAGGCGCUCAAGUCGGGCAAAGUGGCACGAGCAGGCUUGGACGUCUUCGUCAAUGAGCCGAGCCCUGACCCUUGGUUCUUUGAAGAAAAUAACAAUGUCACUAUUCAGCCUCAUCUGGGGGGCCUCACUGAUGUGGCUUUUUACAAAGCGGAGAAGGAGUGUUUUGAGAACAUCAGUGCUCUUUUCCUCCGCGGCAAGGCGAACAGUCCUGUCAACCUCCACCUCAUGAAGCAGUAG